This is a messenger RNA of Closterium sp. Naga37s-1, 7285 nucleotides long. Lineage: Eukaryota; Viridiplantae; Streptophyta; Zygnematophyceae; Desmidiales; Closteriaceae. The record is from the annotation of a GenBank genome assembly.
AUGUUCCGCCACGCGCGCCCGAAAACUCCAGAGAAGCCGCAGUUCCCGGAGAGAAAGGCCAUGUCUGAGUCGUUCUCUUCCGGCGGCUCCAGCCGCCAGGCAGACUUCUUUCCCCCGCCGUCGCGCGCGGCCGCCAUCGCGGCGGAGAAGAAACGGCAGGCGAAGGCGCGCGGGGAGGGGGGGCUGGGGGGGAUCAGGGGCGUGUUCUCCCGCAGCAGUAGCAUCGCUUCUCGCAGCAGCAGCAGCGGCGGCGGCGGCGGUGGUGGCGGGAAGGUGUCAGAGGGAGGAGAGGAUAUGCACGAGGUUCUCCCCGUGCCUGCCCUGCCUCGGAUCCGAACCAACGCCGCCUCGCCGAAGCGGGCGCUCAGCCGCAGGCUCGGGCUAUCGCUGAAGCUCCCCCAGGGGCGGAACGGGGCGAGCGGGGAGGGGGAACGCGGGGGCGAAGGGGGAGCAAUGGGGGGAGUAACCGGGGUAGAUGGGGAAUGGGAGAGGGAAGAGCUGGCGCGGGCGUAUGGGAAAGGGGAGCUGGCGCAGCGGCUUAAGGCCCGAGGGGGGUCUUUGAAAGGGUGUUUUUUUCCGCCCCUGUCCCCGACAAUGGCUGACGAGUUACAAGGAGAGGAGAUUCGCGAGCGCGUUCACCGUCUGCACAGUCUGCAGCUGCGGCGGGAAGAGCGGAAGGCGCUGCGGAGCAGUGGCGGGGAAGGGGGCGUUGGGGCGGGCGGAGGGCGGAAGGGGGAGAGGGAGGCGGAAGGGGAUGCGGAAAGGGGGAUGGCGGAAGGUGAGGCAGACUGCGAGGGUAGGCUGGGCAGAGCAGAGAGAGCGGAGAGAGCGGAGAGGGCGGAGAGGGCGGAGAGGGCGGAGAGACCGGAGAGAGCAGAGAGGGCGGAGAGGGCGGUGGGGGCGGAGAGGGGGAGCGACUCGAGUGAGGAGUCGAUAGCAUUGAGUGAGGAGGCGCACGGGAGCGGGCAGGGAACGGGCGAGGCUAGGACAGUGAUUCAGGCGAUUCUUGAGAAGCGCCGGCAGAUCAAGGAGCAGCGCAAGGCGGCUGCGCGGGCGGAAGGGACGCGGGGGGAAGGGCCGCGGGGAGGAGAGCCGGUUAGGGAAGGGCCGCGGGGGGAAGGGCCACGGGCGGAAGCGCCACGGGCGGAAGCGCCACGGGCGGAAGUGCCUCGGGGGGAAGAGUUACUGAGGAGGGGGGGCGGGGAAGAAGAGGGGUUCGGGGCGGAAGAAGCGGAGACGGGUGCCAGGGCGGAAGGUUGGGGGACGGAUGUAGCAGUUCGAGGUUCGGGUGACAGUAUGGAGAGUGAUUUAAACGGUGGUGGCGCGGGUGGCGUCACGGAAGGUCGGAUUGGCCGAAUGGGCACUGAUGCGGAACCUGCUGGUCCUAUGGUGGGUGGUACGAGGGAGAGCAUGAGGGAUGGGGAGAAGAAGCAGGAAACUGAAGUGGAGGGGAAUGGGGGGGAAGGGGAGAAGAAAGAGGAGAAGGAGAAGGAGAAGAAGGAGGAAGAGGAGGAGGAAGAAGAGGAGGACGGCUGGGAGAGCCCAGAGCCAAUAGAGCGAUCGAGCACGUGUGACGGGCGGAUAGGGGGCAGUCGGGACGAGGACCAGUGGCUGCGAGUCCGAGAGGCAGCCGCCGCCGCUGCUGCUGCAAGAAGAGCCGCUGCGUUGGGGGGCGGAGGAGGGGUGAGGGCUGGGGGGUGGGGGGAGAGAGCGCUUGGGUCAGCGGGAGCAGGGCGGGUGGAGGGUAGUGGGACCCCCCCUCGAGCGCCACACCAUGUGGCGGGUGUUAUAGGCAGUUUAAGUAUACCUCCCAGGAGUCACGUGCGGUCAGCUAGUCACGGGGCGGAUAGUGCUGCUCUGGCUCUCUUCUCCUCCGCUGCUGCCGCGCGCAGGAGGAGGGUGGGGAGCGCAGGAGGCGGAGAUUCGGGUCGUUUGGGUCGUCUGUGGCAGAGGAUGAUUCCAGUGGCAGUGACGCUUACUGCAGCCCUAACCUCCUCCGCCUCUCCUGUUAGCCGCGCUGCUCUGGAAGCUCUCGGGGCUGGUUCGGGGGGAGGCUCGGGCGGAGGCUUGGGGGCAUUGGGAGUGGGAAGGUCCGGACUAGACAGCCCGCUUGUGCGGAAGAAGAGAGACCAGCAGCAGCAGAGGCAGCAGCAGCGGCGGCGGUCGUUUGGUAGCAACCCGGAGCAGGGCCAGGAAGGGACAGAGGAGGAUGGCACCAGUGGCGCUGAUACCAAUGCGGGGGGGUUAGAGGCUAGAGAGGCUAGGGACCCGUGGGCCAACAUGGGCGAGUGGGAGGGUAGAGUGGAGCUUGAAGAAGCAGAAAGGAGUGGAGAGGCGGAGGCAGGGGCGUGGAGGGAAGGGGAGGCGGAGGAGGAGGAGGGGCAUUUGACGAUAGUCCAGAGGGCUCGCUCCCCUGCCCCCAUGAGGGGGGAACACCUCUCCUCCUCGCUUGACUCUUCCUCAGGGCUGUAUAGCCCCUUCCCGCGUGCAUCCUCGUCCUCCCCGCUCCAGUCGCCGCUGCUGCGGUCGCCGUCGUGUGGCGUGCAGUUUGACCACCAGCCGGUGAUCCCGCUGCUGCUGCCCGCGAGGCUGAAAUCGCCCAUGCGGAGGAGCAAGCACGGGCGAGGGCGCGAGGCGCAGAGAGACGGGCAGAGGGAGGGGCUGAACCGAGGGCAUGGACAGGGAGAGGCGCAGAGGGAGGGGCAGAACCGAGCACAGGAGCAGGGAGAGGGGCAGGGAGAGGGGCAGGGAGAGGAUGGUGAGGAGAGGAGGGGAGAGUGUGGGGGUGCUGACAUGCAGUUUGUCCCUCCCAGCAGCAUGCGGGGCAAGGUGGGCGGAGUGGCGCGGACCAGCAGUGCGCCUGCGCGCAGCAUGCACGUGCUCCCGCCACAGGCGCUUUCCAGAGUGCGGCAGGGGACAGAGGCAGACCUGAGCUUCGAAGUGAUGCUGAGCGGUGGUGAGGGGGCGGGUGGUAGGCGGAUAGAGGAGGAAGAAGGGGAGGAGAAGGAGCAGGAAGGGCGGGAGGAGGUGGAAGAGGAGGAGGAGGAGGAGAGAGGGAGCGGGAGAAGAGGGAAGGAGAGCAGAGAGUCAAGCAAAGAGGGGCGGAGUUUGAGACGAGAGGUGUAUUCAAGCAGGGAGACUGGUCCAAGCAAGGUCACUGGUUCGGGUAGGGAGGAUCGGAAGGUUGGGCCGGGCAAGAAGUUUGUCUGGGGUGGGAGAGAUCUGGGCGGUGGAAGCAGCUCGAUGGAACUCUCCUUUUCACGUAUUCCCGUUGGGCGGUUGAAUCUGAGCGAUAUUGAUGAAGAUAUGGCGUCUGCUGCUUUGGAGAGAGAGGAGGGAGAAGAGGAGGGGAGAAGAGAGGGUGGAGGAGGGGGGGGUGCAGGCUCUGAUCUCGCUGCUGCUGCUGCUGCUGCUGUGGCAGGGGUACACGAGGACGGGGAUGGGAUGGGCGGGGGAAUGGAAGGGGGAGAGGGGGCGGGGGACAGGGGCGGGGGAGGGGCAGGCGGAGGGGGAAAAAGGGGGAGAGGCAGGAGAGGAGCGGGGGGCGCGGAGCUGUUUGUGGGGGGAGCAGCGGUGUCUCAAGGAGAAGUGAUUGAUUCGCCAGGGAAGCACAAGGGGUCAAGACUGGCAGCAGGACAGUGGCAUAGUAUCACCUCCUCUGCUGUUGCUGCUGCUGCUGCUGCUCUCUCAGAGGGCGGCGAGUCUGGUGAAGCACGGGCGGAGGGGGUGCAAGAGGAGGGAGAGGAGAGAGGGGAGAGAGACAGGUCAGCUGAGAGGAGGGAGAGGGCUUCGAGCAGUCGGCUUGAGAGGGAAGAGAGAGGCGGUAGCAGCAGGAGGGUAAGAGACGACAGGGCAAGGGAUGACAGGGUUCCUUGUAGAGAGGAGAGGGCACUAGCGUCCACAGGGGCAGAGCGGCCUUUCACUAGCGAGCAAUCCCGGCCGUCGGUUUCUGAUAGGCAGCAGCAGCAACCGCUCAGAUCGCACCGUCCGUACACGGCGAAUGUGCCCUCAGGGCUGGGCCGUGGGGCGAGUCAACAAGGGUCUAUUAGCUCUCCAGCUGCUGCAGCGCCAGGGGCACGCUGGCGCCCGCCGCCUGAGUUCGACGAUGCUGGCCGAGCCGACGGGGGCAGGGCAGGCGUGGGAACAGCAGCAGCGGGAGGAGCAGCAGCAGGAGGAGCAGGGACAGGAGGAGGAGGAGGGGCAGCUGUGUCGAUAAUGUCUCGGCUGGUGAAGGACGCAUUGGCAGGAGGGGAGAGCGACCGGUUCCUGUCGGCGCGGUGCCAGCACGACGACAUUCUCCUGUUUGUGGGCGUGGCUGCGGCUAUCAGCGCGUGGCGCCCUGCCACAGCCGCUGUGAUCCUCCUGCGCGUGCUCGACCGCAUUGCCUUCUUUGAACGGCUUCUGGAGCAGCAGCAGCAGCAGCGGGGAGGGGGAGGGGGGGGUGGUCUUACUCCCAGCAGAGGAAGCGGUGUGGUGACUCCGACGAGAGCGGGUGGGAGCACGCCGACGAGAGGAGGGGGUAUGGGUGGGUUCAGCAGUACGCCUUUGAACAGCACGCCUUCCUCCCCCACCUAUGGCAUGCGUCCCUGGACCACCCCUAUCCAUGCUGCUGGUGCUGCUGGUGCAGGUGCUGGUGCUGAUACCAUGAAUAUUACCACCAGUAUUAGCAUCAGCAUCAGCAGCACUGGUUCUCACCUGCCUCCAGGUGCAGCCUCCCCCCGUUCCACCUCCCCUCAUAAUGUUUCUGUUCUCCUGGGCGGCAAGCGGGCGGGCGCGAACCUGCCUGCGUGCCGCUCGUUUGUCGUGUCGUGCCUGCUGGCGAUUUUGUCCUCUUGUGAGGACCGGGCGGCGACAGCCAUGGCGGCCGCGACGCCAGCGGUGCAGCGGCUGCUGAUGUGGCAGGAGGCUAGUGGGUGCGACGGGGAAGGAGGCAGGGAGGGUGGGGAAGUGUUAGAGGUGGUACUAGAGGAAAGAGAUGAUGGGGAGGAGAUCUCUCUCACUCCUGCUCCCGCAUCUGCCUCUGCCUCUGCCUCUGCUAUUGCGGGUGGCAGCAGCAGCACCACUGGAAGCCUUCGGAAGCAGCCAAAGAAGCGUCGCGGCCUGCUCCCCAGCUUCUCCGCGCCCUCUCCCUCUGUCCCAGGCCCGUCCUUCCGAACCGCCUGGUCCCCCAUGUCCCUCGCCUCUCUCUCCGAAGUUGCUCUAGCUGAAGGCCUAGCCGCUGCCAAGCACUCGAGCCUGGAGGAGCGAUGCGAGGAGCAGGAUCGGCUGUACCUUCAGCUCAGCCUCGGCCCGGGCCUGCUGGCUAUGACGCUGUCGGCAGCCAUGCGGGACCUGCCGAACCUGCACCCAGACGAUACCAUGGCUGUAGCUUCGGCGGUGGAAGGCAUGGGGGUGGAGGAGGCGGCGUUUCAUGCGGGGUUGCGGGCGGUGGCGAGUGGGAGGCUGGGUGCAGAGGGGUUUGAUUCGGUUGUGAGGAUGGUGUUUGUGGGGCGUGGGGUGCAAUCUGUGGCCAUGAGGUUCGCUAAGCUGACAGCUGCAGUGAAAUCAGUGCGGUUCUUGGGCGGCGGGAGCGGGGCGGCCGGCGCACCGCCCGGAGGAGCUGCCGGGGCGGGGAUGCUCGGACUGGGCGGCAGCGCAGGCGGCAGCGCGGCCGGCAGUGCGGGCGGCAGUGCAACCGGCAGCGUGUCUGUAGUAGGCACGUCGGAGAGAGCAGCAACGUCUUGGGGGAGAGCUGGGGUUUCCGCUUCAGCUAAAGAGACUGGCCCUGCCAGUGGUAAGGGUGGUGGAGGAGGGGGGGCGUUGGGAGGGGUCCUUUCUCUCUUCGGUUCGAACACUCCCAAGUGGGCGUCUGCUGCUCUUGCUGCUGCCUCUGCCUGGGGUUCUGCCAUGCAAAGCCGCGGGGGGGUGGAUGGGGAGAAAGCAGGGGCGGAUAGUAAAUCGGAUACUAGGAGUAUCGCUGGAAGCUGCCGGGAAGGUGCUGCUGCGGAUGGUGGGAAUCCUGCUGCGGUUGGGAGUGCAGGAGGGGGGAGUGGGAGUAGCAGCAAGAGGUGGGAUUUUUUCAUGGGCAGUUUCACGGGCAGCAGGGGCGGGGCUGGGGUAGUGGAGGACGACGUUUUGUCGCAGGAAGGAGGGCUCGGUCCGGGCAGUGAAAUUUCUGUCAGCAGUGUUGGUGCCCGUAGCGCUUCUGCUUCUGCUGCUGGUGCUGCUGCUGCAGCUAGUGGUGGUGGCGGUUUUGCGGGUGCUAUUGCUGCAGCCCUUACCAGCACUGCCAGCAUCUACAGUGGUGGUGGCGGCGGCGGUAACCGCGGUAACAACGGUAACGGGUUCGGGUGGGGCGGCGGCAGUAACUGGGGCGGCGGCAGCAACUGGGGCGGCGGGACGAACGGCGCGCUGACACCUGGCAACGGGGGGUGCACGCCACGCGCUCUCACCCCGCGAUCGGCCGCGCAGCACCAGCAGCAGCAGCAGCAGCAGCAGCAGCAGCAGCAGAAGAGCUCUUACGUGUCUGAAUUUGUAGCAGCGGUGCUGAGGAGUGAGGAGAUGAGGAAGCAGCACGCGUGGGCGUAUGAGGUGCUGCUCAACUUCCUCCGCAUCAACAGCCGUGGGGCUCCCAUGGAAGAGCGGGAGCUGGACCUCUGUGCCCGGGUGGUGCUCAACAAGUGGCUCGGCGAAGGCUCCGAGGCUGACCGCGAGGCUCGGGCAGUGGCUCGGGUGGAGAGGAUGGGCAAUCCGGGGUCGGAGGUGGGGUGGCCCAUGUGGCUGCGCAUCGGACGGUUGGUGGAGAGCGAGAUGAGCCACAUGCCUCGCCUCAUGGAGGCCAUGCACGCCCUCUCCAUCUGGCUCAACUACGAUAAACUUGAAGAAGACGGGUCGUGCGUGGACGCGACAGCAGGGGAGGUGUUGGACUGGGGCAUGCACGGGCUGCUGCACGUGCUGCCCGAGGGCUCCUCCGCGCAGACCCUGCUUGACUUGCUUGACCCGGAGGACGAUGACUGGGUUGACCUGUCGCUGGCUGUCGUGGCGCGCAUCGCUGCCUGCCCCAGCGUGCUCUGGCCCGUCAAAGGAGGGUCCGCGCUGUUUGUUGCCAAGCUGCUCACCCUCGUGGAAGACUGCGCCGAGAUGACGCGUGACCAGCAGAGCCGCGCAGUGCAGGUGGCGGUACAGCUGUGGGGGUGGGCCAUGCCCAAGCGCGAGCAGCUGCUGGAGCAGUGCGAGACCGAGGAGGAGGUCAUGGAGGUUCUCGACCGCUCAGCUGCUGCCACGUGGCGCUCUGUUGCUCUGGGAG